Fraxinus pennsylvanica is the source of this 702-nucleotide messenger RNA. The record is from the annotation of a GenBank genome assembly. Lineage: Eukaryota; Viridiplantae; Streptophyta; Magnoliopsida; Lamiales; Oleaceae.
AUGGCUUUGGCUAGUUUGGCUUUGAAAUCUUUGCAGCAGAGGAUGGUUUCUCCUUCAUCUUCUUUGUUGUCUCGAAAUGUUAAUAUCGGUGCUACACCUUACUAUAAACAAAAGUGGACUUCUGAAUUUCUCCGGCGUCUUUCGACGGAGGCAGGCGAAAAAUCAGAGGGCGGCGCCACACGAGAGGUGGCCGUUUCCGAAGGUGGUGACAAGAAGUUUAAGUUAUUCCCAAGGAGGAAAAGUAGAAGGGGUCUAUGGAGAAGUAACAACCGUGACUUUGUUCCUGCUCCUUGGGAAUUAUUUCCAUCAGGGCUUGGAAAUGCUUUACUACAAGCAACUGGAAACAUUAACAGAUUAUUCGAAAAGUUGUCACCUUCUAACCUCAUUGGCAAGUUAAAAGAGAAAAAUGAGUGCUACAAACUGCGAUACGAGGUUCCGGGGCUUGGCAAGGAUGACGUAACGAUAACGGUAGAGGAUGGAGUUCUUACCAUAAAAGGAGAGCACAAAGAAGAGGAAGAAGAGGGAUCUGAUGAUGAAUAUUGGUCAUCCAAAAGCUACGGUUACUAUAAUACAAGUCUUUUGCUGCCGGACGACGCGAAAAUCGAUGAAAUUACUGCUGAGAUUAAGGAUGGUGUGCUGACCAUCACCGUGCCAAGGAUUGAGAGGGAUGAGAAAAAUGUCAAGGAAAUUAAAGUGAACUGA